CCGGUAGGCUGCGGGCGGCGGCCAUCUUCUCUCCACAGCCGGCUGCUCCCCCAGUGCAAGUGAAGCAGCACCGCCAGCCCCCUCCUCCUCCGCUCCCUCCCUCUUCCUUCUCCUCCUCCUCCUUCUCCCUCCCAUUACACUCAGCCGUCGCCGCCGGUCAGGAAGGGGGUGACCGGGAAAGCGAAGGCCGCGGCGGGGGGGAGUGGAGAGGGGAAGCCGGGCCGCCGUGAGGGGAGCAGCCCCGCGGGGGCGGGCGGUGGGGGCGGCGCGGGGCUCGCCUGGCCUCGCCGGCGGGCGGGCCGCGGGGUGCCAGCCGGGGGGUUCGUGCCGCCCCGGGGCCGGCCCCUCCGCUGUCCCUGCCAGCUGGCCCGCGCCCCCUCGGCGGGGUCAGCUCGGGGGGCCGGACCCCGCUCUAGAUGGGAUAAGCUGUAAACAUGUUUAGCUUUGAAGGGGAUUUCAAAACAAGGCCCAAGGUGUCUCUCGGAGGAGCGAGUAAGAAGGAAGAAAAGGCUUCUCUCCUGCAUCGUACUCAGGAAGAAAGGAGAAAACGAGAGGAAGAAAGGCGAAGGCUGAAAAAUGCAAUAAUAAUCCAGUCAUUUGUAAGAGGGUACAGAGACAGAAAACACCAAUACUCUAUCCAAAGAAGUGAAUUUGAUCGCUGUGCUAAUCUGGCCCAAUCUGGAGGAACCUUUUCCACGGCAAAUGGAGCUAAUUUGACUCUCUUAGUUCGUCAGUUACUCUUUUUUUAUAGACAGAAUGAGGAUUCUAAGCGUUUGGUAUGGAUGUGUCAGAAUUUAAUUAAACAGAGUUCUCAGUUUGUUAAGCAAUUGGAUGGUCCAGACAGACUUACUUGCUUAUUCCAAAUAAAAAGACUGUUGGGGCUGUGUUGCAGGCUAUUGCAAAAUUGCAAUGAUGACAGUCUGAAUGUUGCACUUCCUAUGAGAAUGCUUGAGGUAUUUUCAUCUGAGAAUACGUAUUUGCCUGUUUUACAAGAUGUCAGCUAUGUGACAUCAUUAAUUGAACAAAUUUUGCACUACAUGAUUCAAAAAGGCUACUACAAGUCGCUUUAUUUGUUAAUUAACAAUAAGCUUCCCUCGAGUAUUGAGUAUUCUGAUGUUUCUCGAGUCCCUAUUGCAAAAAUACUUCUGGAGAAUGUUCUGAAGCCAUUGCACUUUACAUAUAGCUCCUGUCCAGAAGGUGCAAGGCAGCAGAUUUUUGCAGCCUUCACAGAGGAGUUUCUGGCAGCACCUUUUACAGAUCAGAUAUUCCAUUUCAUCAUUCCAGCGCUUGCUGAUGUGCAGACCAUUUUCCCUUAUGAACUCUUUCUGAAUGCACUAUUAUUAGCAGAAAGGAAAAGUGAUGAAGCUCCGUGGCUUUUUUACUUCGUGUUGACAGUUGGAGAAACAUACUUGGGAUCCCUUUCAGAAGAAGGACUUCUUGUGUAUUUGAGGGUACUCCAGACUUACCUCUCUCAGCUGCCUGUGUCUACUGCUGGUACAAAUUGUCAAGAUGCAAACAGUGAUUCUGAAGAUGAGGAUGAAGAGAUCAGUAAAAUGACAACUACACCAGGUGAUGGGAGAAUAUCAGUUCAGUACAUAACUGAGGAGUGUCUAAAGAAAUUGGACACAAAGCAGCAGACAAACACUCUACUGAAUAUGGUUUGGAGAGAUUCAGCUAGUGAAGAGGUCUUUACCCUGAUGGCAUCAAUCUGCCACACGCUAAUGGUACAACACCGAAUGAUGGUGCCAAAAGUCAGGCUUCUUUAUAGUUUAGCCUUUAAUGCCAGAUUCCUGAGGCAUCUUUGGUAUUUGAUAUCUUCAAUGACUACACGAAUGAUUACAGGGUCUAUGGUGCCACUUCUUCAAGUGAUUUCAAGAGGCUCUCCAAUGUCUUUAGAAGACUCUAGUCGAAUUAUCCCUCUCUUCUACCUUUUUAGUUCUUUGUUUAGUCAUUCACUUAUUUCUAUUCACGAUAACGAAUUCUUUGGUGAUCCAAUAGAAGUCGCAGGUCAAAGACAAUCAUCAAUGAUGCCUUUUACACUAGAAGAGCUUGUAAUAUUAUCACGCUGCCUUCGAGAUGCAUGUUUAGGAAUCAUAAAGUUGGCUUACCCAGAAACAAAACCAGAGGUUCGUGAGGAAUAUAUUGCAGCAUUUAGAAGCGUUGGAGUAACAAAAAAUACGGAAAUGCAGCAAUGUAUACAGACGGAACAAAAAAGGUGGAUUCAGUUAUUCAAGGUCAUCACAAACUUAGUGAAAAUGUUGAAAUCUAGAGAUACAAGGAGAAAUUUCUGCCCACCAAAUCACUGGCUCUCAGAACAAGAAAACAUUAAAGCAGAUAAGGUUACGCAGCUGUAUGUGCCAUCUGCCAGGCAUGUCUGGAGAGUCAGAAGAAUGGGAAGAAUAGGACCAUUGCAGUCUACUUUGGAUGUGGGUUUGGAACCAGCACCUCUUUCUGUAUCUGAAGAACGACAACUUGCAAUUCUGACAGAGCUACCUUUUGUAGUUCCAUUUGAAGAAAGAGUAAAGAUUUUUCAAAGACUUAUCUAUGCUGACAAGCAAGAAGUUCAAGGAGAUGGGCCAUUUUUGGAUGGAAUUAAUGUCACUAUAAGAAGAAACUAUAUUUAUGAAGAUGCUUAUGAUAAACUUUCUCCUGAAAAUGAACCUGACCUGAAAAAGCGCAUUCGUGUUCACUUACUUAAUGCACAUGGUCUUGAUGAAGCUGGUAUUGAUGGUGGUGGCAUUUUCAGAGAAUUCCUGAAUGAACUACUUAAAUCAGGAUUUAACCCCAACCAGGGAUUUUUUAAAACCACCAAUGAGGGACUUCUUUACCCCAACCCUGCUGCACAGAUGCUCGUUGGAGACUCUUAUGCCCGACAUUACUACUUUCUUGGAAGAAUGCUUGGAAAGGCUCUUUAUGAAAAUAUGCUGGUGGAGCUGCCGUUUGCUAGUUUUUUCCUCUCUAAACUACUGGGGACAAGUGCUGAUGUUGACAUUCAUCAUUUAGCUUCAUUAGAUCCAGAAAUGUACAAAAAUUUGCUUUUUCUGAAGAGCUAUGAAGGGGAUGUGGAAGAACUUGGACUAAACUUCACUGUGGUAAAUAAUGACCUUGGGGAAGCACAGGUGGUUGAGCUGAAGCCAGGUGGAAAAGAUAUUCCUGUUACCAGUGCCAACCGAAUUGCGUACAUCCAUCUGGUGGCAGACUACAGGCUAAACAAACAAAUUCGACAGCAUUGCCUUGCUUUCCGUCAGGGACUCGCCAAUGUUGUGAAUCUUGAAUGGCUUCGAAUGUUUGAUCAACAGGAAAUACAGGUUCUGACUUCCGGUGCCCAGGUUCCUAUUAGUUUGGAUGACCUUAAAUCUUUCACAAACUAUUCAGGUGGCUACACAGCAGACCAUCCUGUAAUUAAAAUAUUCUGGAGAGUUGUAGAAAGUUUCACUGAUGAGGAGAAACGCAAACUACUCAAGUUUGUAACAAGCUGCUCUCGACCACCUCUUCUGGGGUUUAAGGAGUUAUAUCCUGCAUUUUGCAUUCACAAUGGAGGAUCUGAUUUAGACAGGCUACCUACUGCCAGUACCUGCAUGAACUUGCUGAAGCUGCCUGAGUUUUAUGAUGAAAAUCUUAUGCGAAGCAAGCUUCUUUAUGCCAUUGAAUGUGCUGCUGGAUUUGAAUUAAGCUGAGUCGAACUGAUGCUUAUUUGGAUGAUCUGCAGAGGAACUAACCAGUGCCUACUCUAUAAGCAGCACCCAUACCCCAGCAGUUUUAAGGGAGUUCUGUCUAGAUUUCUGCAGCUCUUGUGUCUUAUCAAAUGCCCUCAAAUAAGUUUCAUUUUUAAACACAAUUUCUUAGUUAGCUUUCAUUAAUUAAUAUUACAUUGACACUGCUUUAUGAUUCAAAACAAUGAAUGCUGUGUGCAGUGUGGCUGUUUUCUGUGUUACGCGACGAAAGAGCACAUUUAAAGAACCGUGACAUCUCGGUGAAAUUAACCAAAGAUGAAGCUUUGGCUUUGUGCUGUUCAAACAAAUAAUUUCACAAACUGGCAAUAAAGUUGUGUACCAUGCAGCACAUUGGGAUGAGACAGGGCUAACAUCCUGUAAUUAAUCUUUUAGAUGGAAGUGAAGCAGAUGUUUGCAGAUAUCCCAUAACUGAGAGGAUGGAAAUGCUCAUUACCGAUAACCUAACAUCUUUACUUACGUUGUAGAAUUGUUUACAAAUCAUAGUUGUUGCAGAACUGAUGUUUUAUACUACCUGUUGUGGUUUAAGUCCAGCUGGUAAUUCAGCAUUACGCAGCCAUUUGCUCACCCCCCUCCUCCUUUUCCGCUCUCUGGGCAGGAUGGGGAGGAGAAUCAAAAGAAUGUAAACCCCACGGGUUGAGAUAAGAACAGUCCAGUAACUAAAGUAUAAUAUAAAACUACUACUGCUACUAAUAAUGCUAAGGGAAAUUACAAAGGGAGAGAAUAUAAAACUAAAAGGGGAAAGGAAAAAAACCAAUAAACACAAGUGAUGCACUAUACGACUGCUCACCACCCGCCGACUGAUAGCCAGCCCGACCCAAGCAGCGAUCUGGGCCUUCCGGGUGACUCCCCUGCCUGUUUGUAUACUGGGCAUGACGUGCUGUGGUAUGGAAUACCCCUUUGGCCAGUUUGGGUCAGGUGUCCUGUCUCUGCUUCCUCCCAGCUUCUGGUGCCCCUCCUCACUGGCAGAGCAUAAGACUGAAAAGUCCUUGAUCAGGGUAAGUGCUGCUGAGCAUCAACUAAAACAUCACUGUGUGAUCAGCACUGUUCUCAGACUAAAGCCAAAACACAGCACUGCACCAGCUACUAGGAAGGAGAAAAAUAACUGUUACAGCUGAACGCAGGACACAACCUUCCCUCAAGAUGGUAGGCACUGAGAUAGAACGUUCAUAGUACUCCAUUUGUGCUUUCUGAAAUAUCUUGGAGAAAUCUGAUUCGCAUUAUUUUAAGUUCAACCUUUGGCUGCAUCAUUAUCACUUGAACACUGUUGUGAGUGGAUGUAACUAUCCAUGUUUUCUUUGUCCUGUUUCUGUCUUUUGUGCCUGUACAGACUUUUUGUUUUCUUUUUAACUGUAUCAGACUCCUAUUGCAUACACAGUAUAUACAGAAGUCAUCACUUUGGAAAAAUACACAUGUAACAACUAUUAAAAUUAUUUGAACCAAAGUUAUCAGGCUUUAUCUUUUAUAUUUGAAGCCUGUGGUAUUCACAUUCCUUUCCCCUGUCAUUUCUUUCCAUCUUGAAAUGUUGUAUCUGUGCCGUAGACACUAGUCAAACUCCUUAUUUUUUUGGUGAUUAAACAGCCUUUCUAUCCGUCUGUCUGCGGUUUUUCUGCUAAGAAAAGUAGGUGGGUAUAUGCUGCUUAAUAUAAUUUGAUAUCUGGGAAAAAAGAUGCUUUCACAUGGAAGGAACUGAUCCUCUAGUAGUAGGCACAUUGUUGGGUGUUCAUAUGCAAACUGCAGUCCAUUUAGAGAAAGGAAUUAUAGUUCAAACUGUAAGAUCCAUAAGUGCAUCCCUCUGAACUUUAAUUUUAUAUUUUAAAUCAUCAAAAAUUACAAUCAAAUUUGUAUUCAUCUCUUAUGCAAAAAAAUAUUUUGCUGUUACUGGAAACUCUGUUGGAUUUCAUAUUUAAUAAGCAGUAACCAGCAAUAUCCUUUUAAAUGUGGGAAAACUGAGUGAUUUUAAGAUGUUUACUAGUAACCAUAUAAAAAUGUAUAAUUUCUUAAUUUGGGUAAUGAUGUGUUAAAAUACUAUUUGUAGUCUUGAUGUACAGAAAUAAAACAAUUGGUUUUCUUUUUGGUUUUGCUUUAGGCUUUUUAUUUAUGUUAAAUGUUACAUACCCAAGUUAUUCUUUAUCCCAAAAUUCUUUUCUUGUAUAUUUUUCUACACAAACUAUGGAACUCGUAAAGAAGUUGAAAAAGAGAUCAGUAAUAGUGGAACUGCCUCCUCGUAAUUGUAAAACCUGAACACUUCUUUAGAUAGCAUUAUUUAUUUUAGAACCUAAUGCAUUAAAUAUUUUGAAAUUAUUUUUCAAUUCCAUUAUUUUGCUACGUUGGGUAGUGGUGUAUCUGUAUUUUGUAAAACUAAAAUGAAAUUUUCUAUUAAAUAGUUGAAUUUUGAAGAUCGUGUUGAAGUCAUGCCAAGUGCUCAUGACUGGUAAUGUACGCUUCCUGCUUCUGUGAAAGGAGACAGUGUGAUAGUGUGCACUAUUCCUGUCUGGUACCGCGAGUGCAAGCUCAACAGCGAGGGUAGGCUGGGGGGAAGGGUGAGUUGCAGAGAGAUGCAGUCACGUAAUUGCAAGAACCUGCAGAAGACUUCAGUGGAGAAUUUGAUGGAAAUACUCUUGACUUUUUGUUUCUUCAGUCUGUAGUACUUGGUGAUACCGGUUUGCAGAUUCUGUACAUAAAGUAUGAUACCCUGACAUGCUCAAGUCAGUGGGACUGUCGCCUGGAUUUUGUUCUGCAGCUUACACCACUGUGAGUACCCAGGCUGCAAUAAGAAGAGGGUAGGGCUUUCCUUUGGCAACAAGUGCUUUCAAUUCUGUCAACUCUUUUCCUGUAGUCAGGAUGAAGCAUGAGUCCCUGCUUUUCAAUGACCUAUUGCUGGAUAUUUUAAGGAAUGGGAGAUAAAGGUAUAAGAAAUAAUAUAGGUAUAGUUAUGGCCUGAGGAGCUAGGUAGUCUAAAUGAUCUCUUGUAGCAAGAAUUAUUUAUAUAUGAAAAUGGAUUUUCUCUUUUCUAAAAGAAGAGCAAACUCUCUCCCAGUUGUGAUGCUCUCAGAGUUCAGGUAGGCAGAAGCAGGAAGCACUUUGCAUGCAAGUAACCUGAAAUAUUGUAGAUUUUGAUUAUCAGAAUUACAGCAGUAAUAAUAACGGGUUGUUUUCUGCACAAGACAACCCUUUUUGAAAGUCAAUCUCUGUACUUCAGUGUUUUGUCCUAGUUCAGUACUUGCCUUUUGAAAAAUGACAGCAUUUUCUGUUUGUUUUUUGUUUUCAAAUAAUUCUUGGUUUAUAAUUCUGUAACCUGUUCUAAAAGACAUUUUUGUCAACAGUUACCAUUAUAAUGAAAGAGGUCACAAAUUCUUCAUCUCUCUAAAGUUAAAAGGCAUAAAAGCAGAAUAAAACCAAAUAAAAUUAGCACUUGGUCUGUUUAUCUUGGUGGGCAUUUUUCCAGAUGUGGGUUUAGUCCUAGUAGCUGGGUUAAAAAACCCAACCAAACAGCACAAACCCCCCACAAAAAACCACAGCAAACCAAAACAGAAAUGUCUGGCCUUGUUCCUUAAUCUCAGUUGUCUUCCAUCAUGGUGCUGAAAGCCAGACUUGUAUAAACUUCACAAAAGUCACUUGUGAUUUCUAGGCAGAACUCAUGUCUACAGCAGAGGAAAGAUUUGGCUCCAGUUUCAUGCAUAAACACUGAGCAGACAGAAGCUGGAUUUGAACAACAAGGAUGUAUCUUCAGUUACUUUUGUGCGGGGUGCUCCAUAACUAAACCCCAAUGAGCUUCCUGAUGCUAUUAGUAGCAGUGCAGACUGUCUUUUUGGCAUCGCUUGUGAAAUCUAGCACAAACAUCCUAAUCUGAUCUAUCAAGGGCUUUGGAAUUCAAAGAGAACGCUUCAGGGAGUGAGCUCAUGCUAAAUUUCAGUUUAACCCAAAACCUAUUUGUAAAAUGCCAGCGAGACAGCACACACUUUUCACCACUGAAAAUAAUACAGCACAGAAACAAGGAAAAAACGAGAGUUGUUUUUCUUGGAAUGUUUUGUUGGACCUGUAAUUUUUUUGUAUUUAUAAUUAUAUGCAAAAACUUUAAAACGUUUGCUCAUAUACAUGAAUCUGUGUUAAUAAUGGUUUGUGAUGUAAAUGCUUGUUACUAUUUUUUUUCAUGAUGCUUUGCCUGUCAGUGAAGGAGAGAAGAAAUGAACAUGGUCUGUAAAACUGAUCAGGAUAUCUAUAUUUUUAUUGACUUCUGCUUUUGUGAAUAAAAUAAUUUGAGUUUUCUUGA
Messenger RNA from Strigops habroptila (Kakapo), 8004 nucleotides. RefSeq names its product ubiquitin protein ligase E3C (gene UBE3C). Lineage: Eukaryota; Metazoa; Chordata; Aves; Psittaciformes; Psittacidae. Gene Ontology annotation, molecular function: protein binding; ubiquitin protein ligase activity. The record is from RefSeq and is a predicted model, not a curated record. Bases 435 to 3677 code for a protein of 1080 amino acids. Gene Ontology annotation, biological process: ubiquitin-dependent protein catabolic process; protein polyubiquitination. The transcript has 23 exons.